Messenger RNA from Thunnus maccoyii (southern bluefin tuna), 3824 nucleotides. Its product is annotated as DENN domain-containing protein 2A-like. The coding region runs from base 159 to 3380 and encodes 1073 amino acids. The transcript has 20 exons. Lineage: Eukaryota; Metazoa; Chordata; Actinopteri; Scombriformes; Scombridae. Gene Ontology annotation, biological process: retrograde transport, endosome to Golgi. Gene Ontology annotation, cellular component: actin cytoskeleton. The record is from RefSeq and is a predicted model, not a curated record.
UCUUAUGUCACUAUUCUCACCCAAUUAAACAUCGGCUGGAUCACUUUUUCGGCUCAAAUCAAGUUGGAAAAACUACUGCAGACUCUUUAACUUGGACAUAACAGCACCAAUGGAUACUAUUAUAGCAGCAUCUGUGGCAAUAUGCUCCCAUUUUACUAAUGAACACAUGGAAACUGUACAACAGAAGGAGGUGUACAGUGAUCAUGGCGGACGCUAAGAGAAUGACAACCGGGCCGGACUGCAUCUAUUCCACCAUCAACAGGUUAAAGAAAGGCUGUCUUGGUGAGAAAAGUGGUUUCCAUAUUGCUUCAGUGGAAAACAAAGGGGCUGAGCGCAAACAAGAGGGGACACCAAAACUCCCCUUUACCCCAUUAGACAACCUGACUAACCAGUGGGAGGAAUCACCCAUGAUGGCUCACAGAAGGCCGACCUUUGACCCUCACAGCAAUGAGAAUGCUCCCUUGGUGGGCAACAAGCUCCCCAGAUCCAAUGGAGGCAAUAUCAAGGACAAGAUCUCCCUGUGGGAGGGAAAGGAGCCUGCUCAUUCACCUGUUACCUCAGGUUCCUCGGGCCAGUGCAUAAAAAGGACAGAGUCCCUGACAAAAAGCAACAAUAAAACUACUGUUGAGCAACGUGUAGAAAGUUGCAGGAAAGUAGCCCACAAGGAAAAGCAAGAUCUUGAGAAAGAGAAUGUGGGAAAACUUGGAGAUUCAAGGCCUUGCUCACCAGUUGAAACUGGGAAACAGCAAAGAGGGACAGUCAAGACUAACAAGCCAAGUGAGAAUAAAAGAGGAGAGGAUUGUGGCAGAAUAGCCCACAAAGAAAAGCAAGAUCACGAGAAGGAGAAUGUAGAAAAGCUUGGCGACUCAAGACCUUGUUCGCCCACGGCGACGGAGAAGCAGCAGGUGGGGACGUUGAGGAGAAGCAAUGACAAGAAAACAUCCGAACAACCCAGUCAGGAGAAGAGAGCCGUGUUCACUCUUUUUAAAAAGCUGGAGGCUUUGGGAGAGAACCAUGGGAAAACCCCUCCAGAGCUCGGAAACUAUUUCACCCCACCAAGCAAGGACAAACAGGUGGAGGUGAAGAAGAAAGAAUCUGAAUCUACUGGUCAAAGUAGCUCAGGGAAAUCCUCUGCGACCAGAGAAGGGAAGCAGCUACAGGAGAAUGUGUACACAGAGCCGGGGACGCCCCCCAUCAACCCAGUCCCCAAACCCCAACGCACCUUCCAGCACCCUGCUACCAUCCACACGGGGAAGAGUCAGAGGCAGAGGAACCUCCCGCCACUGCCCUCAAUCUCCACACGAGCUUCCUCAAAACCUCCUUUAGGUGUCUACGGGAGACCGCGGGGUGAGAGAGUCCGAGACAACAUCAACAGGAAAUCCUUUGAGUUUGAAGACAUUCCAGGGUCAAAUAGCCCACUCUUCUCUCGAUCGCUGUCUCAGGAGCAUCACUAUGAAGACAUCCUGGACUCGUCCAAGGAGAACCCAUAUGAGGACAUCGAGGUGGAGAGUCAGUGCUCCCAGCAGUCUUUGCCUUCCUCUCCUGGCGCUGAUACUACCAAGGUCUCGAGACCCGGCUUCUUCAGGCAGAAUUCAGGUAGGAGCUUCAAGCUGCUGGACCUGCGGAGAACCAACCAGCAGAUCCACCGCACCGGCAGCGGUGCUGGUGUUUCAUCUCCACCCCAGCUCAGCCCUCCCACCACCCCAACUGGGCCUGAACACACACCAUGGCUCACUGGGGAUCCCUACAGCCGCACCUGCCGUAGGAUACCGACGGUUGUUCUGAGGAUCAACAGCGUCUUUGAAGCUCGGAUCGGGAAGAAACAUCUAAGGCGGAUCUAUCAUUAUGCUGAGACAAGCUCAGGGAGAGUGACAGAUGAAAACAGUGACUCUGAGAGUGAGGUGGAAGAAAGAGCAAAAGCUCAUCGUCAGCGGUUGGUGUCAGUCCAGUCCAUACUGAGCCAGCCGAGCCAGACUCAGUACAAUGGUACCAACACCAGAAGUAGGUCCCUGGAACAGCGUCAGCUGUUUGAAUAUUUCCUGGUGGUGUCGCUGCAGAAGUCGAAGGCUGGCGGUCACUAUCUGCCGGAGGUCACACAGCAGUUCCCCCCUAAGCUGGAGCGGAGCUUCAAGUUCAUGAGGGAGACAGAGGAUCAGCUGAGGAUCAUUCCUCAAUUCUGUUUCCCUGAUGCUAAAGACUGGGAGCCCGUGGAGAAAUACCCAAGUGAGAUGUUCUCCUUUGUUUUGACUGGAGAGGACGGGAGCAGGAGGUUCGGAUACUGCCGGCGUUUACUGCCCAGUGGAAAAGGCAAACGUCUGCCAGAAGUCUAUUGUAUUGUCAGUCACCUCGGCUGCUUCAACCUGUUCUCCAAGGUGUUGGAUGAGGUGGAGAGGCGGAGGGCUCUGUCUCCUGCUCUGGUGCAGCCGUUCAUGAGAGCCAUCAUGGAGGCCCAGUUUCCAGCUCCGGGCAGAACCAUCACCGUCAAAACCUUCCUCCCCGGCUCAGGCACUGAGGUGAUGGAGCUCUGUCGUCCCUCUGACUCCCGCCUGGAGCAUGUGGACUUUGAGUGCCUGUUCUCCUGUCUGAGUCUGCGGCUGCUUCUCAGGGUGUUUGGCUCUCUGCUGCUGGAGCGAAGGGUUAUCUUCACUGCUGACAAACUCAGUACUCUGUCCCAGUGCUGCCAUGCCGUAGUGGCGCUACUUUACCCGUUUGUAUGGCAGCACACCUACAUCCCUGUAUUACCCUCAGAGAUGCUCGACAUUGUCUGCACCCCGACCCCGUUCAUCGUUGGCCUGCUUUCCAGCUCGCUGCCCCAGCUCACUGAGCUGCCCUUGGAGGAGGUUCUGGUUGUGGAUCUUGGAAGUAGUCGAUUUCUUAGACAGUUGGAUGAUGAGGACUCCAUCUUACCCUCUAAGCUUCAAUCAGCCCUAGAGAACGUUCUGGAGAGGAGAAGAGAGCUCGCUAAUGAAAGAGGAGGAGAUACACCCAGUGACUCUGGCCAUCUCAGCACUGUUGUGUCUGAGGCCUUCGUCCGUUUCUUCGUGGAGCUGGUUGGCCACUAUCCGCUAUUCAUUAUCAGCGAACGGGAGGAUGGCUACUCUUCCUCGUCCUCCUCCCCUGUCCCCUGCUCCUUCCAGCAUGAGGGUUUUCGCAAAGCAAUCCCGUCUAAGACUGUGCGUCGCUUCCUGGAGGUCUUCAUGGAGACCCAGAUGUUUGGCUGGUUCAUCCAGGAGAGAGAGCUCCACAAGCAGGCCCUGCGAGGGCUGUUUGAAGUGAGGGUGCAGGAGUAUCUAGACUCCAUCCAUGAGAAUGAACACCGGCGGGUUAACAGGUUUCUCAAAGGCUUAGGAAGCAAAAUGAAAUUUCUGUCAAAGAAAUAAUGCCUCUAGAAUUGCAUAAAAGGAGACAAAUAGAAGCACUGAAAUAAGCAAAGACUGAUUACCAAAUUAACAUUUGAAGCAUUUUUUACUCACCAGUGAGUGAAACUGAGGGUUUUAGUUAGGACAUGGGGUGGCUGCAAUGAAUCAUAAGUUCAGAGGAAGAUGCUGCUGUAUUUCACAUGAAGACAUUUGGGACAUUCCCUCUAGGUCACUGAGUGGUUUGAUGAGUAUGACAAUGAUGUGAAUCAUACGCUAUGGCCUUCACUGUCACCAGAUCUCAAAAGGUGUAAUAAAGUUUUUCUGUAAAUCUGUAAUUUCACUUGAAAGUUCAUGGUCACAGUAUUUUCUGAAUCCAUUAGGGGGCAGUAGUAUAUUUUCUCUGAUGGGAUGAUCUUGGCACUGACAAUCACUGACCAAAAAUGACAUAUAAUGCAUCAUAACAGU